AUGUCAAGCAAACUGGCACAGGCAUGCACGACCAUAAACAACGCGAAUCAAAGUCAAGCACGCCAAGUGAUAAUACGCAACAUCAACUCGGUAGUACGCAACUUCCUCAACGUCAUGCAGCAAUACGGGUACAUCGACGAGAUAACAUACAUAAACGAUCACAGGGUGGGAAAGGUCGUUGUAUCGCUGAACGGGCGGCUGAACAAGUGCGGAGCUGUGUGUCCUAGGUAUGACGUGAGGAUAGAUGAGAUUGAGGGGUACAGGCAGAGUAUCCUGCCUGCAAGGCAGUUUGGACAUUUGAUACUUACGACCUCUAAGGGAAUUAUUGAUCACAGGGAGUGCAUCAACCAGGGAACGGGUGGUAAGGUGCUUGGAUUCUUCUAUUAA
Messenger RNA from Vavraia culicis subsp. floridensis, 387 nucleotides. RefSeq lists its product as uncharacterized. Gene Ontology annotation, molecular function: structural constituent of ribosome. Bases 1 to 387 code for a protein of 128 amino acids. The transcript has a single exon. The record is from RefSeq and is a predicted model, not a curated record. Gene Ontology annotation, cellular component: cytosolic small ribosomal subunit; ribosome. Gene Ontology annotation, biological process: translation. Lineage: Eukaryota; Fungi; Microsporidia; Pleistophoridae.